This is a messenger RNA of Puccinia triticina, 930 nucleotides long. RefSeq lists its product as uncharacterized. NCBI's taxonomy places the organism in Eukaryota, Fungi, Basidiomycota, Pucciniomycetes, Pucciniales, Pucciniaceae. The record is from RefSeq and is a predicted model, not a curated record. Gene Ontology annotation, molecular function: protein binding. The transcript is spliced from 3 exons. Bases 1 to 930 code for a protein of 309 amino acids.
AUGCCCACUCUACUAUCGCUUCCUAUCGAGAUCUUACACGACAUCCAUCUUCUCUCGACAUCCGAACACUUGCCGAUCAUAUGCAAGCAACUCCUGCACGUAUAUUCCCGAACGACUUCGGCAAGGUACCGGGCGCUUUUUCUGUGGAGGAAAUACGUGCUGAAAGAGGCUGAAGACGCGCAACGACCGCUCGAGAGGAAUUCAGAUGUGGAGCGAAGGAGCCGUGCGAAGAGUAGCAGUGGCGGCCGAGAGAGGAGGAAAAAGGUCCGAUGGGAUGCCAUCCUGGCCACCCCCGCAUGCUCGAUGGAAGUCUUGCAGAUUCUACGAGGCUUUUACUCCGACCCGCUUCCUUCGGACCCGCCCGAGAUCCCCAAGAUCAAGAUCCCAGCACUGCCCACCCGGCUGUUCAAAGCCUUAUCGAGCAAGCCCUCCGAUGACUCGACAGCCGAUGAUCACACUGACGAGCUCGAGCAAGCUUUCCGGUACAUCGACCUCCUCUUGACCGACUACGGCACCUCACCCGACAAGCUUGGGGGUUACCCUUUGGCACGAUCCGUCCUCAGCGGCAACCUCGCCUUCAUACGACUCCUACUCGACCAUGGCGCCCGGCCAGCAAUCAAAGACAACCUGGUCAUCAUGGUUGCCAUCGAGACCGGCGACCUCGAACUCCUCAGACUACUCGUCGAACCCGCCUAUAUCCAUCCCGACGAGAGCCGACUGCCUCUCACACAUUGUUGCUUAAACAAAAACACACCUGAUUCCUCAAAUCAUAAGAAACUUAAACUCGAAGAUCGUGUGCAGAUCACUGAUCAAAUGCUCGAAAAAGCUAUCAAACGGAGGCACGCUCCGAUGGCUCGAUAUUUCAUCGAAAGAGGUGCUAGACCGACUCUAGAAACCAUCAGGAUGAUUGAAUGUCUGCAAAACAUCUGA